AUGAAGGACAGUCGAAUGAGGGAGUCCGUCGAAGGCAUUGCUUACUUCCCGACCGAUUCCCCUCGGGCAUGGCUGACCUUGCUUAAACGAGUGUAUCCUCCUUACCGUCAGUUGGGGUUCGUAGAAGCUGUAGAAAUCAUAUCAUUGGUUGAUCGAUUACAGACCUCCUGGCUUUCACGAGAACUGCAAGAAGUCUUGUCUGAUGAAUCAUAUGGUGAACAGCGUACUCCUGGCAUCGCGGAUAUGUUGGCUGCGCAUGGCCUCUCCGAUGUUGUCGCCGCUUGGUUCAGUGAGAAGUAUUGGCCUGCACUCAAUGCGUGGCGAUGUGUCAGUGAAUGCAAGGAUGUUAAGGCACUCCGUCGCGCUGCAUUGUAUGUGUGCCAUGAGGCGGCGUCGAUGAAGUCGGAAGUAGAGCAGUUGAGGAAGACUCUACGUGAUGUUAAGAUGGAGUCUAGGGGACGACAAAACAGGAUAUCUAGGAUGAAGAGUGCCGGUGAAAUAUUCUAUUC
Messenger RNA from Perkinsus marinus ATCC 50983, 509 nucleotides. RefSeq lists its product as hypothetical. The annotation marks the transcript as partial. The transcript has 6 exons. The record is from RefSeq and is a predicted model, not a curated record. Lineage: Eukaryota; Perkinsozoa; Perkinsida; Perkinsidae.